UGGUAAAGUUGGACACAUCAAGUCUGUUUGCAGGAGUUCGAAUACUUAUGUUGCUCAACAUUCUUAUAAUUCUCCCAAGCUGUCUAGUAAAAUGGAGUCAAUGUGUCUUUCAACUUUUCAAAAUACUCAAGCUAAUCCAAUGAAAACCUCCACUACAAGUUCGGCAACUCAAGUGUCAACUGCUUUCAAAAAUGUGGUAGCCGAGUUGCAGUGCGAACUGUCGAAAACACGAAAAAAACUGAAUGAGAUGAGAGAGCAACUGAUUAAAAUGGAGGAAUUGUUGCAUAUGCAUAGACUACGUCUGUUGAAUGCAGAACAUACAAGUACCCGUGAAAGUCCUGCAAGACUUUUCAAAUCUCGAAUUCUCAAAAAGCAUCUCAUGUCCACGACUUCUAAUGCACAUUAUUACAAAGGUAAUAACUAUAGACCUUCUGUUGGAAUUAUACUACAAAAAAUGGGAAAUCGAGUGGUGAAUAUAUUAGACAUCAAAGAUCACUCAGUUCAUAACGGACACCUGGACAAAGUGACAAUAAAUGAAGUAGGUCGUUCCAAUCAUAAUAUUAUUGAUUCCGCUAAUAAUCCUGAUUUUGUAGAUAAUUCAGAAAUAGGUCCAGAUAACACUGAUGAAAAUAGUAUCACAGAAUCAGUUAGGUCGCAGAUACUUUCAAGCAAACCGACACAUCGUUAUAAGUACGCAAGGAGACAUUCGACGUGUGGCGGAUGUGGUGAUUGACAAAUUCUAUCUCUGUAUUGUUUAAAUA
Molecule: messenger RNA, 761 nt
Organism: Trichobilharzia regenti
Lineage: Eukaryota; Metazoa; Platyhelminthes; Trematoda; Strigeidida; Schistosomatidae
Source: the annotation of a GenBank genome assembly